AUGGAUGACGAACUCGAAUCCAUCAAAAAUGGGCUUGCUGAUUGCAGAUUUCAACUGAAUUCGAUUAUAUCUUCACCGACACCUAGUUCAGGUAAGUCCACAAACCAUGCUAGCUUUGAUCCCCUAUGGACGCCUCGUCAGAAGAGCCUGUGGCAAUUCUACGAAGCUGCUGGAGUGAUCGGCAUCAUGAUCUUCCUGAAAACCAUCGCUCUGGAUCGUGGGAGCGCUGAAAGUUCAGCUGUCGCGCCGACAAAAAAGCGAAAGGCCAAUGUUGCCAAUAGUGGUGACGAUGCAGCCCUCGACAAUUCUCAUCCAAGCUGGAAAAGGCUUGUGAAAGACAUUGGUCUUGGUGCGCAAUCUAGAACCCUGUUUUAUCUCUCCUCUGUGUGUCCUAAGGUGCUGCCGUGCUUCAUCCGUGGUGACUUACCUAGACGAAUGCAGGAGCCCGGCUUCCGUGAGAGGGUCGAGAAAUAUACCAAGACUCCUAAAGUCCAGGGAGUCUAUGCGGCGUAUGUCUCGCGUGUGAACCCAAUGCUCAGCACCCAAGCUAACCCAUCGACUAUCACUCAUGUGGGCAAGGGCCUCACUUUCAAUCAGAUGAUCAGGGUCCUUGAGACUAUGCGUAAGUACUGUGAUUUUGAUGAUCCUGAAUCGCUUGAGAUCGCUACCGCUAUCGAUGAAUCGUGGCCCGACGCUGCCAAACUGCGACUUGAUCAUGCUUGUGAAAGGCGCUUUGGCGAUACAACCGCGGCGGCACGAAAUUCGCUCGAGAAGACCAUUGAAUGGCUCGACAAGCUCCAAUUUCAUCUGAAGCAGUUGAGAGACCAGCUCAAAGGUUCCCCUGACGAACAUCGACGCUUUGAAGAGCAUCUGCUCCGAUGUUUGGUCUAUGUUGGCCUCGGUAGGAACACAGCCAAACGAGGAGGCGAUCACCGCUUCCAGAUGGCCAACGAAAGCCCGAUUUUUGGCCUGUAUCUGGCAACUGUUCAGUACUGCUUCGGAGACUAUGUGUAUGAUAUCGAAGAUUCGACAUAUCAAGUCUUCAGAACAGUGCGGGUUGAGAAUAUCGGCCUUGACGAAAUCGUUGCUUCGCUGUUACUCAGUAGUUACGCCUGGGAUGGGGGACUUAACUGUACCCAUGCAGGGAGUAGCCUGGGCAACAACGUCGACAGAUCGGAUCUCCUGUAUGUCCAGCGCAUGGAAGACAGCGCGCGGAGCAUCCGCAUGUCGCAAUUCCAGCCGGAGAAUCUCAUGGAUGCGUAA
Molecule: messenger RNA, 1263 nt
Organism: Cyphellophora europaea CBS 101466
Lineage: Eukaryota; Fungi; Ascomycota; Eurotiomycetes; Chaetothyriales; Cyphellophoraceae
Exons: 1
Coding region: 1-1263 (420 amino acids)
Source: RefSeq, a predicted model, not a curated record